Messenger RNA from Oppiella nova, 2580 nucleotides. The record is from the annotation of a GenBank genome assembly. NCBI's taxonomy places the organism in Eukaryota, Metazoa, Arthropoda, Arachnida, Sarcoptiformes, Oppiidae.
AUGGAACUACAUACCAGUGCCGAUAUACUAUUUAUCAAUAUGGUCAACCAUAAAUUUUUGCAAAACUACUACGAACAUUGCGUACAAAGUGCACCUGGUCAUCCUAUGUACUAUGAAUGUCAAUACUGUUUAUUUGAGGGCAGUUGGAAAGGCUGGUUCCCUGAGUCUAAGUUUGGGGAAUACCGUGAAAACUGUAUGAAAUCACUGCUAAAGCAAAAGGGCCGGGAUGUCUACAGUAUUGAAAACAUAAUGAGGUGGACAGGUAUCCGACGGGACAGUAACGGGUGGAUCGACCGGUACAACACUAGUCUCAACCUACCGGGCCAGACAUUCACUGGAGUUACCGGGGUUAUUAUCGAUGUCGAGCAAGGUACUUUCGAGCUACAAUUAUCUAACGAUCCCGACCUACCAGCUCUUAUUAACACUACAGACAUUGAGGAGGUGCUCACAAACGGCAUAACCCAUAGUGUGUUCAGUUUAGACCAAGUGGGGGACAGUAUGUUUGAGCACCUUCCGUUCCAGCAAAUGCAAUAUACACCUAGCGCAAUUAAUAAAACCAAAAACUACUUGGCCACUCUACUGCACGCCGACUAUAUGCUAAAAAUGCUUACAAUGGCUACUGAGGUAUCGUCUAAUAAACCGUUCCCUACCCGGGAGGCCAGGGAUGGGUUCUUAAACGUAUUGCCUGAUGAGCUCCGGGAGGAUCUGGUGCUGGAAAGGAGUCCGGAGUCGGCGUUUGGACAGACGGUUAGCUUCUGGAUAGAGGCCGAGGAUCUCUGGUAUAGCGAGUGCCUACAGCCCGGGGGCCGACGGGUCGUCGAUUUUCACGACUGCCCUAUGCGUGUGAGGACAGGUAUGUCGUGCGAUAUGGAAGACGAUGCUGAUGAGCACCGGGAUGCGAGUCGGGAAAAAACGUUUGCCGACCUAUUCACCGAAUGCUACGACGAAAUCGGAGAAUAUUUUCCCGUUUUCUCCCGAUUGCGGGAAUUACUGAAACUCCAAGCCGUGGUUAUAAUCGUGGAUUCAGUCUACCGGUGCCUGGAAAAGGCUAAGCGUGAGGCUGGUGUGGAUAGGGAUCAGAUCGUUGAGAUGUUACACAAAUUGCGUCAACAAAUUCAAUACCCGAUCAAUACGGAGGGAAGGGUUCGGGAGCUGUUUCGGGACACUUUGCGGGAAAAUGGUGUCGACAACGAGUACGACAUUGGGAUUAGCGAAGUAAUGCGUGUUAAGCGGGAAAUUGCGGGUAAUUUGGCGGACAUGGAGGAGCAAAUGUUUGACAAGAUGACCCAGGUGCUCGAUGACUCAUUGGAGCUUGGUAAACCUCAGUGGCUACGGAAACUGGUUUGUCAAUGGGUGCGGUACGAUGAGCGGGAUAAAUUGGUGGAUCACCUUGAACAUCAUAUGAAAUUGUUGUUGGUGAAUAAGCUAGCUAAAUUCGGUAAUAAUUGUCGACAAAUUGGGAUUCAAUUCCCUGAACAAAGUGAGCUUGAUCAAGAUAAGUUAUAUAGCGGUGAGUGGGUGCCGGUGGCGCACUCCCUGGCCACUCAAUAUAGGAGUUACGGAGGGGUGUGCUUAUUGCCUAAGCUGGUCAGCCUACAAUCAUCCAGUAAUGAUCAAGGUGCAAUUAGCCCGGAGACAAACAGAAUGACCAAGACCAAUCAAGGAAUUAACAUUAAGUACGGACCGAGUGGCAAACCAGUGAUACGUACGCCCCGGUACAGUGCCUUGAAAACGGCCAGGGAGGUAGCUAAACGAGCUAGCAAAUUACGAAACAAAGUUACUAUAAAUAGUGAACCUGCUCUCUCUCCCAAUAUCGGGGCGCGUCAGGAUGAAAAACGUGGAAUUACUGUUGAUAAACCGGUGGAGAUCUUUUGGGGUUUGCACCAAUUUUUACGUACUGUAUGUGUCGUAACGAACAGGGUAACCCUAUGGGGUAAAGUAGAUAGAAAGUACAGUUCACCUGUUACUACCCUAGCGGGCGAUGUGAAUGGAAAGUUAUACAUCCCCGGCCGACAUCAUGCGUUACCUAUUUACGGCAAUACUGGUCCUGAGUUCAGCCAUAUUGGGUACGACAAACAGCUAGACCCUGCGUACGGCGCCAACCCGUGCAAAGGCAAGGACUUCGGGAAGGGGUCUGUAGUGUGCGUAUGCGACAGCACCUACUGCGAUGACCUGGAUCCUGUAGUCAAAACAGCGGCCGGUGUGGUGACCCUAUUCGAGACGUCGCUCGGCGGCGACCGAUUCAAGCGGACAGACCUCAAGUUCGGCGACCAUCACAGUGAGCACCCGACCAAAGUGCAGAACCUGACCAUCGAUCGGACCAAACAUGUCCAGAAGAUUGUCGGCUUCGGCGGCUCCUUCACGGACGCCACCGGCUAUACGAUCUCUACCCUACCCGAGGCCCUCCAGAAGCAUAUCAUCGACGACUACUUCUCGGCCAAAGGCGUUGAGUAUAAUCUGAAUCGUUUGCCGAUAGGCGGCGCCGACUUCUCGCGACGCGCCUAUAGUUACGACGACGGACACGACGGCGACUUUGAGCUCAAACAGUUCGCCCUAACCGAUGAGGAUAAGACGUAUAAG